UUUUUUGUUGUUACCGUUUGCGUAUUCUUGUAGAAUCAAUAAUGAUCUUUACUUUGCAGGCGUUCCUUGAUAGUCCGAGGAUCGAAGUCCUUGAGUCUUGUCGUAAGGCCGACUUAUUGUGUGUUGCCGCCCAUUUUGGUAUACCAGUGUCUAGACAUGCCAUUAAAAGAGAGCUCAGGGCUGAGCUUAUAGAGCAUUUAGUGGAGUUAAAGGUCCUUGUUGCCAGUGUCCCGUCUGUCUCUAAAGAUGAAACUGCCGGUGUGGCUGUUGACAGCAACGCCGUGGGUGUUGUCACGCCUCCAGGAAAGGUAGAGGAAGCUGAGGUCCCUCCUGCGACUUUACCACGCUUUGAUCCUUUGUCCCCCGAAUUGGGGAGUUCUAGCAGGGAUGCUAAGCUUAAGCUUCGCCUCACGCGGCUACGUCUGGAGACAGAGGAGAGGGAGAGAGAAAGAGAGCGACGGGCAGAGUAUGAGCUCCGCCUGCAGGUUCGCAGGAUGGAGAUUGAGGCGGACAAGGAAGUCCGGCUGAAGCAGCUGGAGGUUGAGGCUUUGCAACACUCUGCAGCACAUUCUUCGAUGGCAGACACUGCUACUGCUUUAGCGGUUUCUAACGGGAAAAGGGGGUUUGAUGUAAGCAGAAACAUAGCGAUGGUGCCUACGUUUCGUGAGUCUGAGGUGGAUUCCUACUUUAAAGCUUUUGAACGUGUGGCAAUAGCUCUUGACUGGCCAGAGGACAUGUGGUCCAUAUUGCUUCAAUGUAAGCUGGUGGGAAAAGCUCAGGAAGUUGUAUCCUCUCUUUCUGUUGCUGACAGCUUACAAUACACAGUGCUGAAAGAGUCUAUAUUGCGUGCCUAUGAACUUGUACCAGAAGCAUACAGGCAGAAAUUUAGGAAUCACAAGAAACCUAGUGGUCACACAUUUGUUGAGUUUGCAAGAGAAAAAAGUGUUCUCUUUGACAAGUGGUGUUCGGCCAGUGAAGUUCAAAACAAUUUUGAGUCUCUCCGUCAGCUUGUUCUUCUUGAGGACUUUAAGGGUUCAUUACCAGAGAAAGUCGUUGUGUUCCUCAAUGAACAAAAAGUUACAUCAUUGUCAAAGGCAGCAGUGAUGGCUGACGAGUUUGUUUUAACCCAUAAGACUGUGUUCUGGUCUCAUUCUGAAGGGUUAGCAGGACCCCGCCCUCUGAGAGUGGAGCCUAGAUCGUUUCCUCAGGAUAAGCCCAGAGAACUAUCAACUUCCCCUCGUGGUAGUCGUGAAUGUUUCUACUGCCAUAAAAGGGGCCAUGUUGUUGUAGAUUGUCCUGGUCUGAAACGCAAAUUGUCAUCCACAUCACCUCAACCUAAAGGCAUGGGUCUGCUCAAAAGUUUGCCAGGUAUGGACAAGCCUCAAACUUUAGACCCAUGUUUCAAACCUUUUGUGUCUCAGGGUUUCAUUUCAGAAACAGGCCAUCCAGACUACCAACAGCCGGUGACUAUGCUGAGAGACACGGGCGGCUCACAAUCUGUCAUACGGGAAGGAAUAUUGCCAUUAACUGAGGGCUCUUCAUGUGUGGAUUUCAUUCUCGGAAACGACAUAGCGGGUGGAAAGGUUGUACCAGCUCCUGAGGUGACAGAAAACCCUGUUGUGGACUUAGGUGUUGAGAAUCCACAGCCAGGUUUUGAAGGUUUCCCUCAUUGUGUUGUCACCAGGGCUCAAACACAGAAGUACGGUCUUGAUUUGUCUGAUUCCUUUCUUGCUGGAGAAUGUGUUUCGGUGAAGGGCAGAUCUAGCAGAUUGCCUAAGGUUUCACCUAAGUCUUUAACAUCGUGUCCUACAACAGUUGAAUUACCAGCUACACGAGAAGAAUUCAUCGCAGCACAGAAGGAAGACACAUCCAUUAAGAAAUGUCAUGCGCUUGUUCUUUCUCUUACAGAGGCUGAGAAAAUGAAAACUGCAUAUUUUUACAAUGAUGGCUUACUAAUGCGCCGAUGGACAAGCGGAAACCCUAGUGAGGACUGGGCAGUGACUAAUCAGGUGGUUGUGCCUACAGUCUUUCGUCCUCAGGUGUUGAUGCUGGCUCAUGAUCACCUGUGGUCGGGACACCUGGGGGUUACAAAAACCUAUGAUCGUGUCCUUAAACAUUUCUUUUGGCCUGGACUCAAGUCGGAUGUCAUUCAUUACUGUCGCACUUGUCACAUAUGUCAGUUAGCAGGAAAACCAAACCAAGUAGUUCCUCCUGCCCCCCUCGUUCCUAUUCCUGUGCAUGAGGAACCAUUCGAGAGGGUCAUUGUCGAUUGUGUGGGACCACUGCCGAAGGCAAAAACCGGAAACCAGUUUAUACUCACCAUCAUGUGUGCAUCUACAAGGUUCCCUGAAGCGGUCCCUUUGAGGAGAAUAACAGCUAAUGUUAUUACUAAGGCUUUGGUGAAGUUUUUCUCUGUGUUUGGUCUACCAAAAGUAAUACAAACAGAUCAAGGCACUAACUUCAAGUCCAAGGUUUUUAAAGAAGUAUUAAAAGGAUUGAAUAUCCGUCAUGUCACAUCUAGUUCCUAUCAUCCGGAGAGCCAAGGAGCACUAGAACGAUUUCAUCAAACACUGAAGUCAAUGGUCCGCAAGCAUUGCCUGGCUUCUCGUAUGAGUUGGGAUGAGUCCCUUCCCUUUUUGAUGUUUGCUGCCCGUGGAGCAGUACAGGAGUCUCUGGGAUUCAGCCCUGCUGAAUUAGUGUUUGGACAUCAGGUCAGAGGACCACUACAGAUUCUACAGGAGAGAUUAGUGGAUCUUGAGAAGCUUGUUCGACAUCUCCCUGAGUAUGUUGUAGAGUUACGAGAGCGACUGAAAAAAGCAUGUUCCCUCGCUCGUGACACUCUAGCCUCCUCUCAGGAAAAGAUGAAAGGACACUUCGACAGAAAAACAGUGGUUCGCUCUUUUCAGCCCGGUGAUCAAGUCCUACUUCUCUUACCUAUACUCGGUUCUGCGUUGUCUACCAGGUUUUCUGGUCCAUACAUAGUUGAGAAAAAACUCAGUGAGACAAACUAUGUACUUAAGACGCCUGACCGUCGACAGAAAACUAGAGUAUGUCAUGUAAACAGGAUGAAAAGGUAUUGUUCAAGGGAAGGUGAAACCCUGGGGUCCACAGCUAGUUCUUCAGUUUCACCUGUUGUUCCAAUAGCUACAGCCAUUACAGAGUCUAGUUCGGCUGGGCUGGGGCUAUGUGAAAAAACACCAGGGGUGGCUAGGCUUAACAACUCAGAAAUACUGUCCAACCUCCCCCUGUAUUUAUCACAUCUUUCUGACUGUCAUAGGAAUGACAUCCAAGAGCUCAUUUCUUGCUUCCCGGAUCUUUUUGGUGACAUCCCUACGAGGACUACUGUUGUGUCUCAUGACAUUACUUUGACCAAGCCCGAUCCAGUCAAGCAGCAUGCUUAUCGGGUCAAUCCAGUAAAGCGAGGGAUAUUGAAGCAGGAGGCGAAUUAUCUCCUUGAACAUGGCUUUGCAGUCCCAAGCCAUAGUCCCUGGAGCUCUCCCUGCUUACUGGAUACUAAAUCGGAUGGCAGUCCAAGGUUCUGCACUGAUUUUAGGAAAGUAAAUGCCGUGACAGUGCCAGACGCAUAUCCAUUACCUUUAAUGGAUGACUGUAUUGAUGAAGUUGGUCCUGCCACAUAUGUUACCAAGUUGGACAUGGGUUACUGGCAAGUUCCCUUAACUGCAAGGGCUUCUGAGAUUUCCGCCUUUGUGACACCAGAUCACUUUCUACAGUACACGGUAAUGCCCUUUGGAUUGUGUAAUGCUCCGGCUACGUUCCAAAGACUCGUUAACAAAGUCCUUGGUGAUGUGCGGAACUGCCGAGCAUAUUUAGAUGACAUUGUUGUGUAUUCUGAUGUCUGGUCUAACCAUCUUGCUACAUUGAGGGAUGUGUUCGAACGUUUAUCAGCGGCAUCCCUCACUCUAAACCUUGCCAAAUGUGAAUUCGGUAAGGGUACCAUCCUGUAUCUUGGUCAGCAGCUGGAGAUAGACGCCAGCGCGGAUGGUGUUGGUGCUGUUCUCCUACAGGAGGAUGACUCAGGAAUAGACCACCCAGUGAGCUACUUCUCGAAGAAGCUCAAUGAUCAUCAGAAGAGGUACUCCACCAUUGAGAAAGAGGCUCUGUCAUUACUCCUGGCGUUACAGCAUUUCGAGGACUACAACCUCGAGAUGCACCACAAGAGGGGUUCUGAAAAUGUUAUCGCUGAUGCCUUAUCGCGAUCUGUGUAG
This is a messenger RNA of Oryzias latipes (Japanese medaka), 4226 nucleotides long. The record is from RefSeq and is a predicted model, not a curated record. NCBI's taxonomy places the organism in Eukaryota, Metazoa, Chordata, Actinopteri, Beloniformes, Adrianichthyidae.